Diospyros lotus (date-plum) is the source of this 740-nucleotide messenger RNA. Its product is annotated as gibberellin-regulated protein 1-like. NCBI's taxonomy places the organism in Eukaryota, Viridiplantae, Streptophyta, Magnoliopsida, Ericales, Ebenaceae. The record is from RefSeq and is a predicted model, not a curated record. The transcript has 3 exons. The coding region runs from base 146 to 511 and encodes 121 amino acids.
UUUGCCUUCUGUUUGGAUCCAGGCUGUAGAACACUUCAUAUAUGCACUUUAAAAGUGCACUUUAUUGAGCCUAUCUACCACCCAACUCUCUCUUUAGAUUUUACCCUAAACCCUAAGACUUCUAUAAAUUAAAAGUGCACUUCACAUGCCAUUCCAGACCUCCACCAUGGCCGUUUCUACAACAUUCACCGCUGCCUCUUUCCUCCCUCUCCUACUUCUCUGCCUCGCAGUCGCCGAUGCCAACCAAAUGAUGGGCGUGACUGGAGCUCAGAGCCCCAUCGCUCUUCCCCCGAAACCCGCCCUCGCUCCUGCGCCGGCGCCGGCCAUAGAUUGUGGGGCGGCGUGCGGCAGCAGGUGCCGCCUGUCUUCGAGGCCGAACCUGUGCAAGAGGGCGUGCGGGAGUUGCUGCGCUGAGUGCCACUGCGUACCGCCGGGGACGUACGGCAACUACGAGGCGUGUCCUUGCUACUCCCGCCUCAAAACUCACAACAAAGUUCGCAAAUGCCCCUGAAUUGCACUUGAGAAUUGAGACAAUGUUGCACUUGCACCGGCGAGAGGGAUGCCUCUUUAGCCUCUAUGAUCUGAUUUCGACCUUAAUCAGAUAGUUGUACAAAUGGAGUUUUAAUCUUUUUGCUCAAGUGGUAAUCACUUAUCUCUGUACUGUAAUCUGUUCUGUCUCUCCCCAGAAGGCAGAAGGCAUGGUGAUUGAUUAGUGCAUUCCGUCUGCUUAAUUACUUUUC